Messenger RNA from Tricharina praecox, 2168 nucleotides. RefSeq lists its product as uncharacterized. Lineage: Eukaryota; Fungi; Ascomycota; Pezizomycetes; Pezizales; Pyronemataceae. The transcript is spliced from 5 exons. The coding region runs from base 282 to 1835 and encodes 517 amino acids. The record is from RefSeq and is a predicted model, not a curated record.
CCUUUCCUCUCCUUCUCGACUCGUCCGCCCUUGUUCUCCUUCCUCGUUACCUAUUCAUAUGUACUCAUCUCAGUCUUCAUCGCCAUCUCAUACUUAAUAUACCUCUUUUACCUCCUUCUGAUCUCUAAUUGAUCUUCCCGCCUGGUACAGCCAAGAUUUAGACGUCAAAUAUUACAGCCAUACUCUUCAAAUAGUCCUGAUUUCACUACGGAUUUACGCUCCUCCUAGAUACACAAGUCGACUAAUCAUACGUCCCUAAUAUCUGAUCUACCAACACAAAAAUGACAAUUCAGUACCGUACCCCAGAGAUGCCAAAUCAUGGAGAGAGCUUGGAAAGCCUUAUACACAAGAUUCGACAGACAAAGCACAUUUUGGACAUGCAGUUCUCCAAUCCGACUGGCGGACGACCACUGGGAGCGGGGUGGAGUGAUCCCACCUUCGAUCCAAAGCUUCAUCUAUCACUAGAUCAGCAGCCUGAAUCGAAGUACACCUUCGAAGAACUUGGAAUCCAGCAGCCGGGCUCUGCUACUUCAGCGGUUGCCGCUACUUCAACGUUUCCGCUUUUCACCCCCGAGUCGAUUCCUCUCAUACGCAAAGCUCUCCUCAAUCCACGAUAUCUUGAUGAAACCGCCGCUAUCUUUGGUUCCAAGACAUUGAUAGUUCGUAACACUGCCGCUUACUCUCCUUUCUUUCGCCGUAUGUGGAGUCAUCCAUCCGUCGUCCACAAACUCUCACAGGCUGCCGGCGUUUCCCUCGAACCUGUAAUGGAAACCAUGGAACUCGGCCAUGCAAAUAUUCAGUUCGAUUUUGCUAGCUGCGCUGGCAUGACGAGGGAAGAGACGUUGAACAACGUGGCUCAUCAGUUGACCUCCGGGCGGUUCGCGAUUCCUGGAACAACCCAAGCCAAAGAUAGCAGAUCGUCAGGAGAAAUCGACAAAGCUGCUGCUAAGAAGAGUUUGAUACCUUGGCACUUCGAUUCUUACCCUUGGGUAUGCGUCGCCAUGGUGAGUGACACUUCAGACAUGGUCGGUGGAGAAACCGUCAUUCGAUGCGGCGAUAAUCGGCUCGUUGGGAUUGCACAACCCGGUAUGGGAAGUGCCAUGAUGCUGCAAGGUGGUCUCGUGAAGCAUCUGGCAUUGCCCGCCACAUCUCUCCUCGACGAUCGAAUCACUAUCGUCACAUCGUAUCGAGCCAAGGCCAUUGGCAUUUACGAUUCAUCGUUCAUGAGCAACAUCCGUGUUUAUUCGGAUCUCCAGGAGCUCUAUCGUCAAUGGGUAGAUUACCGCCUCAACCGUUUGGAACCCGGAAUAAAGAGCCUCCAGGACAAACGACGACACGUCAAAACCUUUGAUGAACAAGAUCUACAAGAAGAAGCCGAGGAACGAAUAGUCCUCAAGGAAUACGCUAAGCGCACCUUGAGACAGAUGGUUCCCGAAUCGAUUGUGCAUCCCCUUGUCGAUCGCCUGGGUUGCGCCCUGUUCUAUGAUGCUCGAGACGACUAUGUCAGUGGCAUCUUGUUCGAAGGUCCUCCGAGGCCUUGCCAACUUUGCAAAAUUCCUGGGGCUGUAAUCGAAAAGGUUCACCUUACUGUGUGCCUUGAGAGAUACACCUGGAGACCAGAUAGUCCCCUCUGGAGCGAUUGCUACGAUACCAGCAUCGUUUUGAAGGAGAAUGGGCUCGAAGCCCAGAAGCGCAUGGAAGAGUUGCAGGUCAAAGAAGUCUUCAACAAAUGGAAGUCUGAAUGCAGACCGUGGGGAAUCGUCGAUGAGUUUGCAGUGCAAGGAUUGGGAGAAUAUAUCCUGGAAUUUCUGGAGCUGUGUGGGUUUGAAUUUUAGGUGCUCUCGAAGUUGUUUUCUUAAUCUCUGCCUUUUCCUCCUUUGUUUAAUGAACUUUCUAUUUGAUGUCUAGGAGGGUCUUUUUCUGUUUUAAUUUGCCGCUCGGAUCUGAUUUUCUUGAAAGUGAAGGCCGAUGGAGUAGGGUGUAUUUAUUUUUGGUGAUCUUCAACGGGCUGGAGAUUUCUCUGAUAUGGUGUGAGGAGUUCUCUUUCAUGUAUAUUUGUCAGUUAUAUAAAUUUUGAUGUGUAUGUAUGAGUGUACGCAUACAUGCCUUACAAACUGGAGAGCGAAUUUUUUUUUGCAGCUCUGCCGGUAUGCGGAAAACAUCAGCAA